AUGACUGCCCACCAGCCUUUGUGCCCAGAAAGUCCAAAGCCCAGGGAUAAAAAAUGGUUUGGCGAGUGGGUGACAAAUGAGAACAUGCCGCUCCGAGUGACAGCUCCGGGCAUCCUCAGUAUAGGCCUGGCUGUCUGGGAAUCCGGAACGGAUUAUGACGGAAACCACGCGUCUGCUGAUGAUACGAAGCUGCAUUGCUGGUUGCUGGGUUCAACAGGUCUUUCGGGGAUGACGUGGCUGAAGUUCGUGAAAGCGAAGCCAGUAAGAACGAGUUAGCUUCACCUGCAGUUGAUCCGGACCUGGAAACAGAAACCAGUGAGGAAGGACAGCUGAGUAAAAGGCCAGUAUUGAAGCACUGCUGUAGUUGUUGAUGAAUCGUGGAAUUUUAUGCAGCAGUGUUCCCCGAUCAGUGGUCCGGGGACUAGUGCCGGUCUAUGGAAGAUUUUUGCUGGUCUGGGGGAGAUUUUCUGCAGCAGAAUGACUUCAUCAGAAGUAGCAAUUAAGUAUGUUAUCUUUUUCUGAAAUGUUGUAAAAAUAAUGGCAGUUGAUAUAAUCUGAUGAGAAAAAAGUUUGCUUUCCUCUGAACACUUCAGCCAAAUUUUCUUAUACGGAAAUAAUUAAUUUUAAUUUUUUGAUUCCAUAAAGCCCUCUUCAAGUGCACCUUCCUAAGUUUUUUGGAGACUUCUCACUUUAUAGCUGCUGCAUUGGUUCUCCUUUGUUGAAAUAAAAGCUGAAAAUUUUCUUAUACCUGUGGUAAGCCUUCGACGAGAAAAUUUUGGGGUCUAAAAACAUUUUAUGAAAUUUUGCUGGUCUGCAGAUGAAUUUUGGGGACUUUGCUGGUCUACAGGGGAUGAAAUGAAAAUUCGCCAGUCCCUGGCCCCAAAAAGUUGAACCUUGACAAGUUAAACCUUGGAGUUACAUCCUCUGGCACGGAAACAUAUUUUUCUGGAAAAUUUUGCAAAAGUCACCCUGGCAUCUCUGCUCUGGACUCGAAAGAUGAGGCUCACAUCUGGCGGAUUUUUUUUUUUAUGCCAGAAACUCCUCCAAUAUUCUUGAAAUAGACUUGGCAUCAAUUCAAAUUCUGCCGGGUUUUCUUUGGAAGCUGACUGCCAUGGAUGGUGAAAGGGGCGUUGGAAAACUGCUGUGGCCCAGGACUUCAUCAGUGAUGGUGGAUUCGGUGAGGAUGAGUCAUGAAGUUGUUUCGAGGAAUUGGAACACCUGGAUUUGACUCUUGUCAGGGUUUUCGAAAAACUCAGCCAACUAAAGGUAUUU
Molecule: messenger RNA, 1272 nt
Organism: Notodromas monacha
Lineage: Eukaryota; Metazoa; Arthropoda; Ostracoda; Podocopida; Cyprididae
Source: the annotation of a GenBank genome assembly